Messenger RNA from Funneliformis mosseae, 131 nucleotides. Lineage: Eukaryota; Fungi; Glomeromycota; Glomeromycetes; Glomerales; Glomeraceae. The record is from the annotation of a GenBank genome assembly.
GGCCUGCCGUGAUCCGAGAGAUGGUAGGGGCGUUGGCGAGUGAGCCUAGGCAGACGAUCGGCGUGGUGGUGGGGUUAACAAAGGAUUCAUUUACCAAUGACGUGGUUAAAGCGGCCGAAAAGCAGGCAUAA